Molecule: messenger RNA, 738 nt
Organism: Diaporthe amygdali
Lineage: Eukaryota; Fungi; Ascomycota; Sordariomycetes; Diaporthales; Diaporthaceae
Exons: 2
Coding region: 1-738 (245 amino acids)
Source: RefSeq, a predicted model, not a curated record
AUGGAGCCAUAUCAACCAGACAGUAAGAAGCCAGCCUACAAAGCUUCGAGCCUCAUAUCGACUAUGGCAAAGUGCAUCCCAGUUGCCCUGCCUGUCUUGGAAUGGGGGAAUUGCCACCAAUUCCCUCUUUCUUCUCAGUUCUGUGCUCGCUAUGCUUGUCCAAACCCAGCCCUGUCUUCUAGUUUCUGCGAACACUCCAGAAAGGAGGGACCCGCGGCAAAUACCUGUGACGCCUGCAAAGCCUCGUUCCAGACCAACUCAGACCUUGAAAGCCACGCAAAGUCAUUAAGCCACUCGGCCUUCCGCUGCAAAUGUGGGACCCCUUUCAGCAGGUAUUCCUCUUUGGCACGCCACAUCAACUCCAAAACGGGGAUCGGAUACCACUGCGGACUAUGCGAGGACAAAACCUUUGGCCGCAUCGACAAGCUUUAUGAUCACCUCCGGGAUGGCCACAAAGUCAGCAAAAAGGUCUUGGACCGGUGCAAAAACAAAGAAUUGGGCCGUGAUAAGAAGCCCGUCUACAGGCCGAUCAAGUCGAGCCUGGCGCCGGUUGUCACUCCGCAAGCCACUCCCGCCAGCGGAUUUUGGCCUGCUUGGUCCCCUACCGAGCAGAUGAAUGGAGCUACAGGACGACAUGCCGCUGAUAUGCCUCCCUCGAGCCCUUCUGGCUUCAAUCCCGUCAACUUCACGGUAAGGCCCCGUCAACAAAAGCAUGGAAUCAAGACAGGCCUGACGUGA